AUGGAAGUCGCGGACAAACCCACCACCCAGGAUGCUAUCUUCCGCAGCCUCCAAGCCCUCGCCAUCGCCAGCGGCGAGUCCUUGAACGAUGUCUUCCUCGCCAACGAAGCUCUCAUGAUGAACCUACGCCUCAAAAGCGCCCAGAUGGCUGCUGCUCAGGAUCCUCAGGCCAUGCCCCAGUCCGAGUACGCCGUCAUCUACCACGGCUACCACACCCAGACCGACUCCGGCAACGGCUUCGUCCGCGGCGUUCCCGUCAACCAUCCGCCGGGAGUUUUCACAUCCACGCGAUCUUUCUUGUUCGACCUCGACAACGGUGCCCAGAAUGGCACCAUUGCUCAGAUGGGAGGCAUCCCCACGCCUGGCGCUCCCCUCUUCGGCAACGCGAGCGUUACUAUGCCACAAGCGCACCCGCAGAACCACGCCCUCGAGAACCCUAUUCUGGGUGCUGGCAAUCAAGAAAUUGGCUUCAUGGAGGAUUUGAACGAAGCCAGCUUCGACAAUCUGGUCAUCGACGUCGCCAAUGGUCGCCCCCGCGACGAGAACAGCACCGGCUACGACUUUGGCGACCAAGGCCUCGAGAACUUCCCCGUCAACGUCGCCGACGGUAUGGCCAAUGACUUGGCCAACUUCCAGCCCCUCGUCAACAACGCGAACGCCUACGGUGCUCCAUCGCCUGGAAACUUCGUUGCUGAAGAACCUGUUCGUUCCGAUUGCGUCGAAUACUUCCAGUACGACGGCAACGGAGAGUACGGAUGGCACGCCGGGGAGAAGACUACCCAUGAUCAGUCCAAUGGCCUGCGCUGUCAUUUGUGCUCGAAGACAUACAAAAUUGCGGGAUUCCUGAGUCGGCACUUGAACAUAGUCCACGGCCAGCCCUCUUCGCUUUGA
Molecule: messenger RNA, 891 nt
Organism: Colletotrichum karsti
Lineage: Eukaryota; Fungi; Ascomycota; Sordariomycetes; Glomerellales; Glomerellaceae
Exons: 2
Coding region: 1-891 (296 amino acids)
Source: RefSeq, a predicted model, not a curated record